Molecule: messenger RNA, 1158 nt
Organism: Plasmodium relictum
Lineage: Eukaryota; Apicomplexa; Aconoidasida; Haemosporida; Plasmodiidae
Product: conserved Plasmodium protein, unknown function
Exons: 1
Coding region: 1-1158 (385 amino acids)
Cellular component (GO): membrane
Source: RefSeq, a predicted model, not a curated record
AUGAAAGAACAAUGUUUUUUAGUACCUGGAGAAUUCGGUAUAAUUGUUCAGAUUUUAGUUGGAUGCAUAUCAUUAAGUAUAUUAUUUAUGAAGUACAUUUUAGAAAAUCCUAGAAGACCAUUUAUCACAUUUUUAAAAAAUUUAAUCAGCAUUUUGUUUGGAUCUAUAAUGCUUCAUUUUUUAAAUAUUUUUAUAUCCAUACUUAUUUUUAGGUGUAAUAUUUUAUUGUAUUUAUACAACAGUGAUAUGGAUGAAUGUUCUAUAUAUUUUAUUCAAAUUAUUAUUGAUGCAACUUUUGGUUUAUAUUUAGAAUAUAAAAUAUUUCCUAUUUAUAAAUUUAUAAAUGUUCGAAGAGAGUAUUUACACAAUAAUUCCAACUCAUCUAUUUACAAACCUGUUGAUGCAUUGUCUCAUUAUUCUUCCUUUUUAAAGUUGAUUAGUAAUGGCAAUAAGAAGGAAUUCCCUAAUAAAUAUAGCAUUACCAGUAAAAAUAAUAUAAAUAUUUUUAAAUUAGAUUCUUUCAACUUUAAAAACUAUUCAGAAAAGAGAAAGUGUGAUGCUUCCAAUAAAAAUAAAAUAAAAAAUUUAAAAGACCAAAACGAUACAACGAAAUUACUUGGAGAAAAAAUAUCUAAAUAUGACAAUGCUUUUGACAGUGAUAAUAUUUUUUAUAAUUUUACUACUAAUGAAAAUAUAGAUAGUGAAAAACAAACAAAAAAAAAAAACUUAAGAUUAUACGAUGAUGAUAAUGAUAAAAACGAAUUAACGUUGCUAAAUGACCAAACAAAAAAUAAAGAUUUUUGUAUCCUUUUAAAUGAAAAUAUUAUAUUUGAUUAUGAAGAUGUAAUUAUAUAUGAAAAUAAAAAUUUAGGCAUUUACAAAGGAAUUGAUGAAGAUUAUUCCCACUUUAGUUUAUUUCAUGGAACUCCAUUGUGGAUUUAUGUUGUAUUAACCGCAAAGAGUAUUACUUUAUUAUUUUUUUUUCUUCUUUCACCUAUUUUUAAUAUAUUUGUUUCAUAUACAGUAUCACUUAUUAAUGAUAUGAAAUUCAAACUUUUAAUUGUAAUGGUUAUAUUACCGUUUUUUUUAAAUUUCAUCAUAUAUUUCUUUACUGAUAACAUAAUUAAAACAAAAUAUACAUAUAUGAAUAUAAACUAA